AUGGCCUACCUCUCUACCAACCAACUUGUUCAAGGACCCCCUGCUUCCUCUUCUUCAAACACGACUUCUCAUGAGCUUACGAAGAAGCAGAGGAAGAGCAGGGCCUCACAGGCGCGGAAGAACAAGGCAGCGGCUCUGGUCCGGGCUCAGCUUGGGCUCAAGCCCGGCGAGGUGCCCAAGUCGGGCCAGUCCUAUUGGUCGCCUAAGCGUCUGAGGAAGAAGCAGAGACGGAUAAUGGACUCUGUUGAGGAGGCCGAGACGGUUGUAGGUCAUUGCAUGGGUAACGACCAGGGAAUGGCCUCCACUGUAGGGAAACUGACUGCCGUAUAG
This is a messenger RNA of Coniophora puteana RWD-64-598 SS2, 330 nucleotides long. RefSeq lists its product as uncharacterized. Bases 1 to 330 code for a protein of 109 amino acids. The record is from RefSeq and is a predicted model, not a curated record. NCBI's taxonomy places the organism in Eukaryota, Fungi, Basidiomycota, Agaricomycetes, Boletales, Coniophoraceae. The transcript is spliced from 2 exons.